Messenger RNA from Orussus abietinus, 2660 nucleotides. RefSeq names its product apoptosis-inducing factor 1, mitochondrial (gene AIF). Gene Ontology annotation, biological process: apoptotic process; mitochondrial respiratory chain complex assembly. Lineage: Eukaryota; Metazoa; Arthropoda; Insecta; Hymenoptera; Orussidae. Gene Ontology annotation, molecular function: FAD binding; NAD(P)H oxidase H2O2-forming activity; protein dimerization activity. Gene Ontology annotation, cellular component: mitochondrion; cytoplasm. The transcript has 12 exons. The record is from RefSeq and is a predicted model, not a curated record. Bases 41 to 2104 code for a protein of 687 amino acids.
CGACCGCCAUAUUGCGUAAGGCCAGGACGGCCCGUCAAAAAUGUUAAGUUGCGGGAAAGUUAUCGGACAACUCACUAAAAUUUCAAGGCACGGACAAACUGUUUGUCUCCAUCGACCCCCGCAAUGCGCCGGUUUCAUUAGUUUCAAUAGUUUAUUAUACAGUGACGAUGCGAAAGACAAGAAGCCGUACAGACCACCCGGCACCACGGUCAAAGUAGAGGAAUGUCUUCCUGGGUCUACGUAUCAAAAUUCAAAAGCCACUCCAACUCCACCUAAAAUUAGUCGGCCUGUCUGUGAAGUCCGUCCCGAUGGGUUAUGUCCACCGUCGUGUUAUGAAGAAUGUAAUCCUGGUGGACAGGGUGGUAUACCUCCAUGUAGAGAACCUCUACUGGGAGAGGAACAAAGGAAACAGUUACGAUACUGGGCUAAAGUUCUAGCUGCAGUUUUUGUGGCUGGAGCAACUGCAUUUACGUUAUCUCGCUUGAAACUAUCCGAUGAUAAGGUAGUCAAAGAGGCUCCAAAAAAAGAGGAGAAAGAUAAAACAUGGCGUGGAAGGCAAACGGUAAAAGUCCCAGAUAAUUCUCAAGACAUACCAAAGAACAUCCCGUAUUUGUUAGUUGGUGGAGGAACGGCAGCAUUUUCUGCAUUUAGGUCUAUUAAAACUAGGGAUCCAAAAGCCAAGGUUUUAGUGAUAACGGAGGAAGGUGAUCUUCCGUACAUGCGGCCACCCUUGUCGAAAGAACUUUGGUAUAACACGGACAGAAGUAUAACUGCACAAUUAAAUUUUAAACAAUGGAAUGGCACUCAAAGAAGUUUGUUUUAUGAACCUCCGGAAUUCUAUGCAAACGUCCCAGAUAUCGCGGAGUCUGAAAAGGGUGGCGUUGCCGUGGCCAGAGGAUGGAAAGUAAAAAAAAUCGAUGUAGAAAAAAAAGUCGCUGUGUUGGAGAACGGUUACGAGAUUCAUUAUGAGAAGUGUCUCUUAGCGACAGGAGCUACGCCGAAGAACCUUCCUAUUUUCGAAACUGCAGAGGAUGACGUGAAAAAAAGAGUUAUACCAUUCAGAACAACGGAUGACUUCCUGGAGUUGGAAAAUAACAUUCACGAUCCGCAUGUGAAGAAUAUUGUCAUCAUUGGCGGCGGAUUUUUGGGGUCUGAACUUGCGUGUUCCCUCGCUCGAAAUUAUAGAGAAAACAAGAGAGUGUAUCAAGUGUACAAAGAGAAGUUCAUUAUGGCUCAAGUUCUGCCGGAGUAUCUAAGUGAGUGGACUACGAAGAGGGUGGUCGCAGAAGGUGUUCAGUGUAUACCCAACUCCGAAGUCGAAGAUCUCGAGUUGAAGAACGGAAAGCUAACUCUCUUCUUGACAAGUCAAAAUGCUAUCCAAGCUGACCAGGUCAUAGUGGCAGUUGGUGCCGAGGCCAAUACACAGUUGGCAGGCCCCUCCGAUCUAGAAGUCGAUCCUGAUGUCGGAGGUUUCCUCGUCAAUGCAGAAUUAGAAGCGAGAAGUGAUCUUUGGAUAGCAGGGGAUGCAGCAUGCUUCUACGAUGUCAGACUUGGCAGAAGAAGAGUAGAACAUCACGAUCACGCUGUCAUAUCCGGCAGACUCGCUGGUGAAAACAUGACAGGCGCCAGAAAGCCUUAUAUUCAUCAGUCCAUGUUUUGGUCGGAUCUUGGACCAGAGGUUGGCUAUGAAGCCAUAGGAAUAGUGGACUCUUCGCUGCCGACAGUCGGAGUGUUUGCAAAAGCAACGGAUGUAGACACACCACUUGCUGCGGUUAGUGCCUCCGAUGAGUCCCUCAGGUCUAAAAGCGAAGAGGAUGUUGCAUCAGGGAAAAGUCAGCCAAAGUUGAAAGCGGAGCUGAUGACCCAAGAAAUCCCCGAGGCUUUCCAGGAAAAGUGUGAUACCGACAAGGAUCCGGAGAAAGAAAUGAAAGUGAAGGACUUUGGAAAGGGAGUGGUCUUCUAUCUAAAGAAUGACAUCGUCGUAGGCAUCGUUCUAUGGAAUAUUUUCAACCGAAUGUCUAUUGCUCGACAGGUUCUUGCUAGAGGAGCACAAUACGACGAUCUGAAUGAUGUGGCGAAGUUGUUCACCAUCCACGAUGAUUGAAAGCAGCCAUGGUGUCAAAGUGUGGGCAUCGAUAUCACUGGAUGACUAUUUUGUAAAUAUUCCAACUGUCAGUCGGGUAAUUGCCAGGCUCCACGAUAACUCGUGGGAAUCCUAAACAGCAUUCGACGAGUCGUAGGAAAUAUAAAGUAGUACAAAUGACGUACUGUACCCAGGCCACGGUGUACAGACGUCACGGUUAACAGUGCGAGUGUUGUUCGGUGCAGCUUGGGUUUGCGAUGAGUAUCAGAGGGUGGGCACAUGUGAAGUGUAACAAAAUAAAGGCAAAAGGUAGAAACAGUGUCAACGAGUCGGAGCAGGAGGCGAGUGACAGUUGCCAAGGAAAACAGGUAUGUCUUUAAGUAAUAGACUCAAUGGAUUAUGAAUACAACGCACCGAUGUAUUAUAGAACACUCGCAGAUCACGUUACUAUGAUUCCCAGCAACACCUCUUUUCUACAUACGUGUACAUAUAGAGUGAUCUGUUAAAUGUAUUCCUUCUGUUCCAAUUUUUUAUUGAACAUAAAUGAUGCCGAAGCACUGGCGAUUGGCUGUGGGAA